Messenger RNA from Pangasianodon hypophthalmus (striped catfish), 2309 nucleotides. It is a transcript of the gene kcnj19b, whose product is annotated as potassium inwardly rectifying channel subfamily J member 19b. The transcript has 3 exons. Bases 431 to 1912 code for a protein of 493 amino acids. Gene Ontology annotation, cellular component: plasma membrane. The record is from RefSeq and is a predicted model, not a curated record. Gene Ontology annotation, molecular function: G-protein activated inward rectifier potassium channel activity. Gene Ontology annotation, biological process: potassium ion import across plasma membrane; regulation of monoatomic ion transmembrane transport. NCBI's taxonomy places the organism in Eukaryota, Metazoa, Chordata, Actinopteri, Siluriformes, Pangasiidae.
AGUGUGUGUAGCAGGUCAGUGUGUGUAGUACAGCAGCGCAGUGGAGGUGCGCAGAGGACACACCGCACCAGACUGGAACUGAGUCAAGAUCCAGGACACAGGACACAGGACACUGCUCAUUCAUGCAAUAAACAUAAAGCAAAGUGCAUGAAAUAAAAAAAUUAAAAAAGUAAGAAAGGAGGGCUUUGAUCAAGAAGAGGAUGCAGUGUAAAGUUAUACACUGGAGAUGAGCUUAAAAUCUGCAGCUCCUUCAGCAUUUUACUUGAUCAUAUAGCCUAUGGAUUGCUGCUUGAAGCAGCCUGUGUAUUUAAUAGAAAGUGUAAACUGCAGCUGGGAAUGAAACUGCAUCGUGUGAGGUGCGUGCUGCGCAAAUAGCCUUCCACCAAAACUUUUCAGAGCAAAACCAAAAAUACCAACACUGUCGCUCACUAUGUCAGCCAUCAGAAGGAAAUUCGGAGAGGAAUACCAGGUUGUGAACACAACCCGAGGUGCGUCUUUCCCCGCGCCGGCUAAGCGCAAGAGGCAGCGCUUCGUGGAGAAGAACGGGCGCUGCAACGUGCAGCACGGCAACCUGGGCGGCGAGACGAGCCGCUACCUCUCGGACCUGUUCACCACGCUGGUGGACCUGAAGUGGCGCUGGAACCUGCUCAUCUUCCUGCUCACCUACACGGUGGCGUGGCUCGUCAUGGCCUCCAUGUGGUGGCUGAUCGCGUACGCACGUGGAGACCUCGGUCGCGGCCACGACCCCGAGUACACGCCGUGCGUGGCCAACGUGUACAACUUCCCCUCCGCCUUCCUCUUCUUCAUCGAGACCGAGGCCACUAUCGGCUACGGGUACCGCUACAUUACGGAGAAGUGCCCCGAGGGCAUCAUCCUGUUCCUGUUCCAGUCGCUGCUCGGCUCCAUCGUGGACGCCUUCCUCAUCGGCUGCAUGUUCAUCAAGAUGUCGCAGCCGAAGAAGCGCGCCGAGACGCUCAUGUUCAGCCAGGACGCCGUGAUCUCGCAGCGGGACGGCAAACUCUGCCUCAUGUUCCGCGUGGGGAACCUCAGGAACAGCCACAUGGUGUCGGCUCAGAUCAGGUGCAAGCUCAUCAAGUCUCGUCAGACACCUGAGGGGGAGUUUCUGCCCUUGGACCAAAGAGAGCUGGACGUUGGGUUUGGAACGGGCGCCGACCAACUCUUCCUCGUCUCUCCUCUCACCAUCUGCCAUGAGAUUAAUCCCAAGAGCCCAUUCUUCGACCUCUCACAGCGCUCACUCAUGAGUGAGCAGUUUGAGAUUGUUGUUAUCCUUGAAGGGAUAGUGGAAACCACAGGUAUGACGUGCCAGGCUCGGACAUCUUACACAGAGGACGAGGUGUUGUGGGGGCACCGCUUCCUUCCGGUUAUGUCUCUGGAGGAGGGCUUCUUCCGAGUGGACUACUCGCAGUUCCACAGCACCUUUGAGGUUCCCACACCUCCCUACAGUGUAAAGGAACAGGAGGAAUCAUCUUGCCUGCCUUCCCCUGCUCCUCCUCUAACCCCGACUCCGGGAGAUCCGCGAAGCCGCAGAGAGCGCAUCUUCUCUCUUGAUGGUGCCUCCCACACUGAAGGAACGGCCUCUAGGUUGCCCAGCAAGCUCCAGCGUAUGAGCUCCAGAAAUGGUAAAGAGGCUGGGAAAGCCAGCAGUACACAAGCAGCCGAAAAAACAUCCAACACAGGUGACCCCCUACGCUUGUCAACCAGGCUGGAGGAGUCCAACAACCAGAUGAAGGCAGAACCACAUGUCCUGUCAGCAGGAGAGCUGGAGCAUCACAGACUGCCUCUAAUGCCUACUCCAGUGCCAGGGCCCAACCUCAACCAGUUGCCAGCGGCUGGCGGCCGGCCCGAGGACAGCCUGCCCGAGAAGCUACGCAGGAUGAAUGUGGACCGCUGAGCCAUGAGUCAAGAUGCUGUCCACUUUCACCAUGACUCAGACCCAGACUGAUGAACAGGGAGGCUUUGGGAAGGCAAAGCUAGUUCUGAAACACAAAUUCAAUGCAAACUUUAGCUGGACUAUACUGUGAUUUCUUUUAAAUUGUUACACAAAGGAAACAGCCAUGUCUGUCAUUGUCAAAAUAAUUACGUCUUCAUCCGCCAGCAUUCUAUUCAGUUUCAAAUAAGCUUAAUAUAUUUUCAGAAUUAAGACUAAAUGAACACUUUUGUUUUUGUGUAAAAUAUUCAUAUGUAUCAUGGCUACUCUAUUUAUUAAUGUAUGCUUGACUGAUCAGACUGAAUCAUGUUCUUGUUUUAGUUCUGAUUAGGCAUGUGCCGAUAAUCAGUUAUACAAUAUG